This is a messenger RNA of Diversispora eburnea, 2217 nucleotides long. The record is from the annotation of a GenBank genome assembly. Lineage: Eukaryota; Fungi; Glomeromycota; Glomeromycetes; Diversisporales; Diversisporaceae.
AUGAAAAAAUUAACUUAUAUUUCAAAGUUACGACUCAUAAGUUACCGAAACUCAACUUACAAUAUAAGACAUUCGAAGUCAAAAUUCGAAUUACCUAGGAAUACAUAUAUAACUAGUACUAGAGUUGACUGUGUUAAUAAAAAUAUAACUUCUGAAGACUUUGACAAAGAGGGAAAAUUUGAAAAUUUCUUUAGAAAAAAGGAAAAAAUCAAAUCUAAAAAGGGUACUAAACAAUAUAAAUCUGCUACAGAAAAAUGGUCAAGUUUAGAAUUGAGAGUUUUAGAGAAUCUUGUUGAAAAGCAUGGGCAAGAUUGGGACUUGAUUUCAAAACAAAUGGUAGUUAGAUCUGCUGGCGAUUGCCGUAAUAAAUAUUUAGCCAUAGCUUCAAAAAUUCCCGAAGCAAAACGAAUAAAAAAAGAAAAAUCAUUAAAUAAAGGAUCAGAAAAAGUAAUUUGGACUGAAGAAGAAAUAAAACUUUUGGAUAAUUUGUUAAUAAAAUAUGGACGUAGAUGGAGUAAAAUCGAAAAAUAUUUUUCAACAAAGGAAGCAAAGGAAAUAGAACAUUUUGUUAAUUAUAAUCUUGAUAAAUUUUCAACUUUUUUCAAAUUCCCAAAUAGGUUAGGUAGAGCUAAAAUAUGGUCUGAAAAUGAAAUAAAGAUGUUAAACGAUUUACUUGCAAAAUAUGGUAAAAAUUAUGAUUUGAUAGCAAAACAUCUACAUGGUAGAACAGCACUUGCAAUAGUUCGAGCAGUACCAAAACAUUAUUUAGAUUUACCAACACUUAAAAAUAUUAAAAUUCAAAGAUGUUUUAAAUUUUCGAGUCGUUGGAGUGAUCGGGAGACAAAUUUAUUAAAUGAUCUUGUUGCACACUUUGGUCCUUACUGGUUUUCCGUAGCUGCAAAUCUUCCUGGCAGAACACAGGCUGCUUGUAAAUUGAAAUAUAAUGAUUGUUGGCAUUUUCAAAAUGAUAGGACAGAAGUCACAUUACAUAAGUGGCCCCAGGAAUUAAUUCAAAUUUUGGAUAUCAUUUUAGCUAAAUAUGGAAGAUGGCAAAUAUUACCAAUACUUUUACCUGGUAUAACACCAAUGCAUUGUCAAGUAAAUAAUUUAAAAAAUUAUCAAAAUAUUCCUCCAAGAUACAGUGAAUGGAAAGAUCAUGAUAAAAUACUUUUAAAACAUCUCAUAAAAAAAUAUGAUUUCAAUUUAGAUAAAGUUAAGCCUUAUUUUCCACAUAAAUCUCGAAGUGCAAUUAAACAUCAAUUGAAAUCAAAUCCUGAAUUAUUAACCAUAAAUAAAAUAAAUGAAUCGGAAAUGGAAAUGGAUUUAAAUGAUAUUUUUGAAAUUAAUUCAGAUGUUUAUCCUAAUCGUUGGACAGCGACUGAAUUAAAAAAGUUAUUUAUUCUUGCGAGGGAACAUGAUUCAAAUUGGUUUAAAAUAGCUGAAAAUUUACCGGGAAGAACACCAUCUUCAUGCUGGUUAAGAUAUGUUAUUUUAUCAAGAAAAAAUAAUCAUGUUGGAAAAAAUUGGACAAUCAAAGAUCUUAUUUGUUUUAUUGAACUGUUUCAAAAAUAUGGCCCAGAUUGGGAUCUUAUAGCACAACAUUUUACUGACAAAAAACCCAAUGAUAUACAACGGUUAGUGUAUCAUAAUACUUUAAUCUCUACUAAUCUCAAUAUUUUUCAACAUGAGAUGCGACGAUGGAGUUCAGAAGAUAUAGUUAAAUUUAGAAAUCUUUAUGAAAUAUAUGGUCCAGAUUGGCAAGUAAUUGCAGAUUAUUUACCUGGGAAAACACAUGAAGAUUGUCUUGAAUGUUAUCAUUCUCAUAAAGAUUUAUUUGCUCAUGUUUCAUAUCAACGUAAGUUGAUUUCUUGGUCAGAAGCAGAGAAAAAAUUAUUAAAGGAUUUAAUAGGGAAAUACAAUGAAGAUUUUGAUAGAAUUGCAAAAUUCUUUCCUGGGAGAGGAUCUACUUCCAUAAAAACAUAUUAUAGUCAGCAUCAAGAAGAACUUGGUUUAAAGGAUUAUUCACUAGAUGAAAUAGAGAAAAAAGCACCAUGGACAGGAAUUGAAGAAAAUAAAUUGAUUAAUCUUGUCAGACUUUAUCAUGAAGAAUGGAAACAGAUUUCUAAUUAUUUACCAAAUAGAUCUCCAGAAGCCUGCAAACGCAAAUAUUAUACCAUUCUACAACAGGAAGUACCAAGCUCGGAAUUUACUUACUGA